This is a messenger RNA of Symbiodinium pilosum, 319 nucleotides long. NCBI's taxonomy places the organism in Eukaryota, Dinophyceae, Suessiales, Symbiodiniaceae. The record is from the annotation of a GenBank genome assembly.
GACCCCGGAGCUCCCCCUGCCCAAAGGAUCGAGGAACGCAAGGCAGUUCGACAGCCACGACUUGGACCGCCUGAUGCGCGAAGGCGAUCCUGAUGACAUCGAGGAGAUGUUUGGGCUGGAUCUGGACCGCCUAUACAGCGGAAACGAUGAGAUCAUUGAUCAGCUUGACCAGGAACAACUCCUGGACCUGGAAGCUUUUUACAGGCUUGCGCGCAAGAGUGGGCUGAGGCUGCGAUGCCUCUCUUGCUGCUCUGGCCUUCGCCCGGCGUGCGUGGUCUGGGACCUCACUGGCCAAAUGCAUAUUGUGGGCCACUACUGA